CCAAAGCAAAGUAAUCCAGACCACAGGAAAACCACAAAGAGGGAGACUGGGUAUCUAAUCACUCCACGAUGCCUUUAAAUUGCUCUAGCCUGGUUUUCAGAGUCCCACAUAUCCUGGGACAAACCAGAAUAACCAACACCAAGAAGUUAACAUCAACAACCUAUAUAGGAAACUGCUUCCCAAAGCAUAGGAAAGAAACCCCCCAAAACAAGUCCUUCCACAUUGUUUCUCAGUUGAAGUUUAACCAAAACUACUCUUCUUCUUCUUCUUCUUCUUCUUCAGUAAUGGAAGACCAUAGAAACCUUGCUCUUUCAUCUCCAGGACCAGAAAAAUAUUCCAAGGAACUGGAUGUUGCUGUCAGGGCUGUCCAGAUGGCAUGUUCACUCUGUCAAAAAGUUCAGGAAAGUUUGAUUUCUAAAGCCAACAGUCCAGUUCAUUCCAAGGAUGACAAUUCUCCUGUCACAGUGGCUGAUUGGAGUGUUCAAGCAACGGUAAGCUGGAUACUUUCUGAAUCCUUUGGGCGUAGAAAUGUGUCUAUGCUUGCUGAAGAAGAUGUUCAAAGCCUCUCUAAGACUGAUGCAACUGGCCUGUUAGAUGCUGUGGUGAAAACAGUGAAUGACUGUCUAACUGAGGCACCACUUUUUGGGCUUAAGGGUCCGGAAACGCCACUUGGGAGUUCAGAUGUUCUUGAAGCCAUUAGUCGAUGCAAUUCAAAUAGAGGUCCUACUGGAAGAUUUUGGGCACUCGACCCUGUUGAUGGAACAUUGGGGUUUGUACGUGGUGAUCAGUAUGCUGUUGCUUUAGCAUUAAUAGAGGAUGGAGACGUUGUGCUUGGUGUUCUUGGUUGCCCAAAUUAUCCGAUGAAGAAGGAGUGGCUAAGUUAUCACCAUCGCUAUCACAGAAUUAUAUCUAAAUUGACCCCACCAGCAUCUGAAUCAUGGGAUAAAGGUUGUGUGAUUUAUGCAAGGAAAGGUAGUGGUGAGGCUUGGAUGCAGCCUUUAUGCCAGAAGAAUAAGCUGCUAGCCUGGCCAAACUCUGCAAUACCUGUUCGAGUAUCCUCCAUUGACAAUCCAGCAUUGGCUACCUUCUGUGAACCAGUUGAGAAGUCAAAUUCAAGCCACUCCUUCACAGCAGGAUUAGCUCAUAGUGUUGGGCUUAGGAAGCAACCUCUGCGUGUAUACAGCAUGGUGAAAUACGCAGCCAUAGCUCGAGGGGAUGCUGAAAUAUUUAUGAAGUUUGCCAGGACUGGAUACAGGGAAAAGAUAUGGGAUCAUGCAGCUGGUGUGAUUAUCAUGCAGGAGGCUGGUGGUGUGGUAACUGAUGCAGGAGGAUCUCCUCUGGACUUUUCGAAGGGUAUAUACUUAGAAGGUCUUGAUCGAGGUAUAAUUGCUUGUUCCGGAGCCAAACUACAUGAAAAAAUCAUCAGAGCUGUUGAUGCCAGCUGGAACUCCUCCUGUCUAUAAUCAUUUUACCUUAUACAUUGAUUACUAGAAAGCAAUAUGCUUGAUAAGAGUGAAGAUGCUAUGAAAUAGUCUUUAUGUUUAUUUCUGUUUGUGAAGCUCAAGAUAUCAGGCUGCUUGAGCAUCAACCGAGAGUUGGAUUUCAUUUUAAGUUGUUCCCCCCCUGUAUCAAUGCCACUGUAAAUAUUUUGCAACAAGUACAUUAAGAAUUAAUGUUCAAAAAGUUUUUUCAACUCC
Theobroma cacao (cacao) is the source of this 1697-nucleotide messenger RNA. Its product is annotated as 3',5'-bisphosphate nucleotidase AHL-like. Lineage: Eukaryota; Viridiplantae; Streptophyta; Magnoliopsida; Malvales; Malvaceae. Gene Ontology annotation, molecular function: 3'(2'),5'-bisphosphate nucleotidase activity. The record is from RefSeq and is a predicted model, not a curated record. Gene Ontology annotation, biological process: sulfate assimilation.